Messenger RNA from Diospyros lotus (date-plum), 2032 nucleotides. RefSeq lists its product as uncharacterized. The record is from RefSeq and is a predicted model, not a curated record. NCBI's taxonomy places the organism in Eukaryota, Viridiplantae, Streptophyta, Magnoliopsida, Ericales, Ebenaceae. Gene Ontology annotation, molecular function: translation release factor activity; GTP binding; GTPase activity. Bases 132 to 1664 code for a protein of 510 amino acids. Gene Ontology annotation, biological process: translation. The transcript has 19 exons. Gene Ontology annotation, cellular component: translation release factor complex.
AAUGAUAUUUUCCCCUGUACAUACGCACAUAUAUAUACCCAAGACUUAACUCUCGAAAUCCGCACUAGCAUUCCACUCGCAGCUUCGUCAAAAACCCUAGUCCCCUUCCAGAAUUCAUACCCUCCCAGACGAUGGACAUCGAGGCGGAUAUCCGGGCACUGCAGCUUGAUUCAGCGGAAGAUAAUGCUUCAGUACCAAAUGAAGAUGUGAAGGCACAAGAAUUUGAAAAACCUGUCCUGGUGGAAGAAGAUUUGACUUAUGAGAAUAGUGCAACCUCUCAGCCAGCACAGGUAGAGCCAAAAGGCACCAUAGAAGUGAAGGAUAAGGACACCUGUGCUUUAGAAGAUACUGAAGAUGAAAUUGAAGAGAAUAAGAAACGACAUUUAAAUGUUGUAUUUAUUGGCCAUGUUGAUGCUGGGAAAUCCACAAUUGGUGGGCAGAUACUUUAUCUUAGUGGUCGGGUUGACGAGCGCACAAUCCAAAAAUAUGAGAAGGAAGCAAAGGAUAAAAGUCGAGAAAGUUGGUAUAUGGCAUAUAUUAUGGACACUAAUGAGGAAGAGAGGGUUAAGGGUAUAACAGUUGAAGUUGGAAGAGCACAUUUUGAAACAGAAAGUACAAGAUUUACGAUUCUGGAUGCACCAGGUCACAAAAACUAUGUACCGAACAUGAUCAGUGGGGCAUCUCAAGCGGAUAUAGGUGUACUAGUAAUAUCGGCUCGGAAAGGUGAAUUUGAAACUGGAUAUGAAAGAGGUGGACAGACACGUGAACAUGUUCAACUUGCAAAGACUUUGGGUGUCUCUAAGCUGCUUGUUGUUAUAAAUAAGAUGGAUGAUCUUACCGUGAACUGGUCAAAAGAGAGGUAUGAUGAAAUCGAAUCGAAGAUGGUACCAUUCCUAAGAUCUUCAGGGUACAAUGUGAAGAAAGACGUUCAGUUUCUUCCUAUUUCUGGCCUUCUUGGUUCAAAUAUGAAAACAAGGAUGGACAAAAAUAUUUGUCCUUGGUGGAAUGGGCCGUGCCUUUUUGAAGUUCUUGAUGCUGUUGAAGUUCCCCCCCGUGAUCCUAAAGGUCCAUUUAGGAUGCCAAUUAUUGACAAGUUCAAGGACAUGGGAACAGUUGUAAUGGGGAAAGCGGAAUCUGGCUGCGUGUGCGAAGGUGAUAGCUUGUUGGUCAUGCCAAAUAAGGCUCAUGUAAAAGUUCUGGCCAUUUACUGUGAUGAAGAUAAAGUUAGGUAUGCUGGACCUGGUGAAAAUCUAAGGAUUAGAUUAUCUGGAAUUGAGGAGGAGGAUAUAUUAUCUGGUUUCGUUUUAUGCUGUGCAGUGAGGCCCAUAGCUGCAGUCUCAGUGUUUGUUGCUCAGUUACAGAUCCUCGAGUUGCUUGAUAAUGCAAUUUUUACUGCUGGCUACAAGGCUGUCCUACAUAUUCAUUCUGUUGUGGAGGAAUGUGAGAUUGUUGAACUGAUACAACAGAUUGAUCCAAAGACAAAAAAAGUCAUGAAAAAGAAAGUUUUGUUUGUGAAGAAUGGUGCUGUGGUUCUAUGUCGCAUUCAGGUGAACAAUGUGAUCUGCAUUGAGAAGUUUACUGAUUUUGCACAGCUUGGGAGGUUCACUCUUCGUACCGAAGGGAAAACAGUUGCAGUGGGAAAAGUUACUGAUAUUUGUCCCUAAGUGCUACAUCUUUAGACGACUUUGGUGUGGCAGAGUGAUGGAUCUGGGCUCCAUCCAGAGGCAGCACGGAUGGGGGGCGGAGCAUUGCUUACUAUGGAUGCAGAGACCUUUGUCUUGAUGCUGGAUUUUGCUGCAGAAUUAUGAGUGGUAGUUUGUAGUUGUUGGUUGGUUGGCUGGUUGGUUAUUUCUUCUAGAGGAUUUUGGAUGCCGCAUUCGGGGGGGUACAAAUAUGAUGAGAUCCUUUCACCAAUCCCCAUUUAAAGGUAACUUCAUAGUUGAUUAAUUUCUAUGGAUCUAUUUUAAAUGGUUCAACAUUUCAUGUAUCAAUAUAUUAUAUUUAUAUGUUUAAAUUAUUAUUAUUAUUAUUA